Boleophthalmus pectinirostris (great blue-spotted mudskipper) is the source of this 1215-nucleotide messenger RNA. RefSeq names its product translational activator of cytochrome c oxidase 1. Gene Ontology annotation, cellular component: mitochondrion. Lineage: Eukaryota; Metazoa; Chordata; Actinopteri; Gobiiformes; Gobiidae. The record is from RefSeq and is a predicted model, not a curated record.
AUGGCAUCCUUCUCCUUCUUCCAUAUAAGUGCCAUGUGUCAGGUUCAGAUCACUGCACUGGCCUCACCAAUGCUGCUGAAGCUGCUGAAGCUGCUGUGUGGGGAAGCUGGUGUCACCUUUGUAUACAGGGAAUCACAAGGGCCUUUCCAAGCUCCUCCAGAAAUGAACCUCCUGCUUGCCCUCCAGUCAAGGAUGAUGACUGAUGAUGAUGAUGAUGAUGAUGAUGGAGCUCCCAGGAGCUCACCUCUGCAGCCAUAUUAUCGACUGUUUGUGGAAGCUGUCCGCCCCCGGGAAUCUCACCUGUUCUGCCCGCUUCAUGCGGCCUGUACCCGGCCCGGAGGUGCCUCUGCCAGGACGCUGCAUCUGUGCCCCUCCCUCAGCGCUGGACACAACAAGUGGUCUAAAGUCAAACACAUCAAGGGUCCCAAAGAUGAAGCUCGGGGAAAGAUGUUUAUGAAAUUUACCAUGAUGAUAAGAAUAGCGGUAAAAGAGGGUGGAUCUAACCCUGAAUUAAAUUUAAACUUGGCUCAUUUACUGGAGCAGUGCAGAAAUAAAAACAUGCCCAAGGCUUCUGUAGAGGCUGCAAUUAAGAGUGCUGAAAAGGCUAAGCCAGCGUCUCAGCAGAUGUUAGAGGUUCGUGGCCCUGGUGGAUGUUUGCUGCUUAUUGAAGUUCUAACCGACAGCAAUUCACGAACGCAACAGGAUAUUAAAAAGAUCAUCAGUAAGAAUGGAGGUAUGUGGUCAGAUGGGCGGCAUAAUUUUGAGAAAAGAGGAGUGGUGGUUGGACUGGCUAAAGACAUCACAUCUGAGCGGGCACUGGAGCUGGCUAUAGAGGCAGGAGCAGAGGAUGUACAUGAGACUGAGGAUGAAGAGGAGCAGUCCAUCUUGAAGUUUAUUUGUAACACCACGGAACUGAAGAAGGUGCGGACAUCGUUGGAGCAGCAGGGACUACACAUAAUUUCAGUGGGAUUUGAGUUUGUUCCUCGUAGAGUCUUGCCUUUAGAUGACGAUCAGAUAAACAGUGCAUCAAAUCUGAUAGAAGCACUUAAUGACUGCCCUGAAGUCAUCCGUGUUUGGGACAACAUCCAGGCCCAUAGCUGAGAAUGCUUGAAAGACACUUGAUGGACAUUUUAUAUUUCACAUGUGAAAAACAUUUGCACAUAGACUAUUAUGAAUAAAAAAUAUAUUUAAAAAAUAUGUGUUACAAAUUUAAAA